GGGUCUGCGGGGGCGCGGGCGUCGGGGACGCGCAGGUCGCUCGCCCCCGUGUAGGAGGCGCUUCUUGGGUCGCGCGCACGGCCUUUCAAACUCUGAGUGGAAAUCGAAGGCGCCCAAGGGAAAGACGUGUGGAGCAUGAAGAGGCAGGGGACCUCCUUGGAGCGGAAGUUGGCGCGGAUACAGUCGGGGACGGCCGGAGCACCAAAUGGAUUUCUCAUGGAAGUAUGUGUGGAUUCAGUGGAGUCGGCUGUGAAUGCAGAAAGAGGAGGUGCUGGUCGGAUUGAAUUAUGUUCUGGUUUAUUGGAAGGAGGAACCACACCCAGUAUGGGUGUCCUUCAAGUAGUAAAACAGAGUGUCCAGAUCCCAGUUUUUGUGAUGAUUCGGCCACGUGGCGGUGAUUUUUUGUAUUCAGAUCGUGAAAUUGAGGUGAUGAAGGCUGACAUUCAGCUUGCCAAGCUUUAUGGUGCCGAUGGUUUGGUAUUUGGGGCAUUGACUGAAGAUGGAUAUAUUGACAAGGAGCUGUGCAUGUCUCUUGUGGCUCUUUGCCGUCCUCUGCCAGUCACUUUCCAUAGAGCUUUUGACAUGGUUCAUGAUCCAAUGGCAGCUCUUGAGACCCUCGUAACAUUAGGAUUUGAACGAGUAUUGACCAGUGGAUGUGACAGUUCAGCAUUAGAAGGACUACCUCUAAUAAAGCGACUCAUAGAUCAGGCAAAAGGCAGGAUUGUGAUAAUGCCAGGAGGUGGUAUAACUGACAGAAAUCUACAAAGGAUCCUUGAGGGCUCAGGUGCUACAGAAUUUCAUUGUUCUGCUCGGUCUUCAAGAGACUCUGGAAUGAAGUUUCGAAAUUCCUCUGUUGCCAUGGGAGCCUCACUUUCUAACUCGGAAUAUACUCUAAAGGUAACAGAUGUGACAAAAGUAAGGACUUUGAAUGCUAUUGCAAAGAAUAUUCUGGUGUAACCAGACCUUUCCAAGAGACAUGGAAAUCACAGCAUAAAGGGUCUUGCAAAGCAAUUCAAGCUGUUACUGAACUCUCUGUGUAGACCAGACUGGCCUUAAAUUCCCAAAGAUCCUCCUGCGUCUGCCUUUCGAAUACUGGAAUGACCGGAGUGUGACACCACAUCUGGCUUUAGACUGAUCUUUGUGCUUAUACUCUCUUAGUUAUUUUUACUUAAUACCAAAACAUUCCAGCAGUAACUAUAGACUAAAUAGUUAUGGACAUCUUUAAAGAAAAUUUCUUUUAAAAUUAUCUUACUUGGUUAAAACAAAUGUAUUUAAUAAUGAAAUAAUAAGUACUUGUGUCCUGAGAUUGGACAUGAGACAAGGUGCCCACCCACUAUCACCAUUUUCAUUUAUUAUUGGUAACUACAGUUACUAUAGUACAGCAAAAUAAAAAAUUUAAGGAUUAGAAAGAAAAUAAAUUUUUGCAAAACAUCAAAUCAUAUGAAGAACAUCUAAAAAACAGAAUUAAUGAGUGAUCAAAGAGGUUUCUGCCUACAGAGUUAGAAAAUAUAUAAAAAUUGUACUUUUUUUUUUUUUUUUUUUUUUGUCUUUUUGAGACAGGAUCUCACUAUGCAGUUCAAGCUGGCCUUGAGCUCAUGUUGUAACCCAGGCUGGUCUUGAAUUUGCAACUCUCCUCCUGCCUCAGCCUCCUGAUGGUUGGGAUUACAGGUGUGUGCCACUACAUCCAAUUUGUACAUUUUAAAUAUAGUCAGUAUUAAUACCUCAAUAAAGUUUUUUUAAGGUUUUUUUAAUAGAAUGUUUUUAAAAUAGGGAUGAAUCUAAUGAAAGAAAAAGUCUUUAAAACCAUUUAAAAUUUUCUCGCUUCCUGCUUUUUAUUAUGAAAAUUUUAAUGUAUUCCUGGAUCCCACUGAUGUAUUUGCUGGUUUUUUCUCCUCUCCUCUGUUCUCUUUCUCUCCCACACACCCAUAAUGAACUCAGCCUCUGCAGAACAUUAUCAUUAUCAGCAUUGGCAAUUCAGAAUAGUAAGUCUGGAGCACCAUGGAAAAAUCAAAUCUCUGUAUUACAUUCUAGUCACCAUAUUUCAUUUUAAUUUGGGGUCAUCUAUCUCCAUGAGAUCAUCUUUAAGUAGAAAGCUCAUAUUAACUUGUGUCUUCUCUCCAGUAUUUCAUACAAAGUACAAAGUAGGUGCUUUAAAGUGCCAGUUAGUGCUUUAUUUAAUAACAAAAUAUAAUUUCUGAUUGUGGUUCUCCUGGUACUUGAGACCCCUAUUACACAGAACUAUAGCAUUCAAUCCAUUGCGUGAGCUAGGGAUCUGGCUCAGUGGUGAUUCACUUGCCUAGCAUACAUAAAACCCUAAGUUUAAUUAGUACGGCAAAAACAAUAACAACAAAUUAAGUACAUAACCCAGGAAAGUGUAAAUAAAUAUCUAUACAAAAACUUGCCAUAUGAAUAUUUAUAACAUUAUUUAUCUUUCAAUUUAGAGAAUUACUACUUUUCAAGUCCUAAUGAAAAAUCAAUUAGAGAUAAUCACUGCUAUAAUUCAGAUAAAACACUGACUAGGAACUAAAUUUCCACAUGGUAUGAGAAAAUACCCUAUAGACAGUGUUCUAGUCAUAAUGUUACCAUCAGCUGAGGGUUGUUUUACUUAAUUAGGAUUAAAUCACAAUGCCAGCAGUUUUCAGCUGUUUAGCAGCCCUGUUUGCUGCUUUCUUGGCCAUCAGAAGCCAGUUCUGUACAUACCAGCAGCUCUCUGGAACUCUUCUAGCAGCCAAAGCCAGUAGCUAUCAACAAUUUUACAUUGCUUUUCACCAUUCUCUGGCUGCCACCUGACCUCAGUGUUACCAGCCCUGGUUGCUGAUCUCUUUUAGCACUAGCAAGUUUAGUGUUACCAGUUGCUGGUAUAACCUGCUCAGCUUCCUUUAAUAAAGGUAGAAAUCAUAAAAAGGCAAAAUACACUAUCUAUAAAAGAGGCUUUAUUAAGUGUAUGCUUCAGCAUAAGAGGAAGCAAUACACAGACUGCUCAGAUAAAGGUAUGGGAAAAGCUGCUUAUGUAGGCAAAAAGCAGGGUUACACAAGUGCAGUAGCCUGCCAGCUAACAGCAGAGUUUUGCUUAGUCAUGGUAGGGCAGGAGCCCUCACAGGCCAGAUUGGAGAUGGCUGCAAUUGUUGUGAGUCAUCCAGAGUGGCUACAGGGUGGAGCCAUUUGGGAUGGACCUGGGGCUACAGCUUGCUAUAAUCAAAGCAUAAGUCUCCACAUGGCUUCCAGGUGUUUAGUGCCUCUGAAACUGUCAGAAGUGGAAGAAAAAAACUUUUUUCAGAGUAUCUCAGAGGGAACAUUGGGCCCUUCUCAUAUUUCUAAAGUAAAAACUUGAAUUAUAAUUGUCUGGUUGUUGCCAACUUAACCCAGUAACCAAACUUAAUAAUACUAGUUGUGGAAGAGCAUGCAGCUAAAGAACAGGAUUUCAGGGACUGAGACAAAGUACAGAAUGUGGUGAUCAGCAGUUGAUCAAGCAAAAGUGAACUAUAGCACCAAUUCAUUAUAGUGGCUAGCCAUCCCAGUUUGCUUAGAACGUUUCCAAUUGUAGAAACGAAAGGCCUGCGUCUUGGGAAAGUGGAAGAUUGGUUACCUUACCAGCUUAGUAAAUAAUCUUCAUACCUUUGCCCCUGGCUCUUAGCUCCCCAUCCCAAUAGGGGAGGAGGAGUUAAAUAACAUGGAAAAAUACUAAAAGAAGUGAUAUUUUGUUCCCCAGCAGUAGCUGAUGUCUCAACCAUGAAAGAAAAAAAGCUUUAAAUUAGAUUUGGAGUAUUUUUGUGAAGUGAUUUUCCAAAUUGCAAUAGUUGUAUUAACUCUGAAUGUGUUAAAAAUCAUUGACUUGAACGCUUUUAAGUAGUCGAAUUGUACUUAAUUUGUAUCUCAAUAAAGCUGUGUUUAAAAAUA
Messenger RNA from Cavia porcellus (domestic guinea pig), 3897 nucleotides. It is a transcript of the gene Cutc, whose product is annotated as cutC copper transporter. The record is from RefSeq and is a predicted model, not a curated record. Bases 136 to 957 code for a protein of 273 amino acids. NCBI's taxonomy places the organism in Eukaryota, Metazoa, Chordata, Mammalia, Rodentia, Caviidae. Gene Ontology annotation, molecular function: copper ion binding. The transcript has 10 exons.